CUAGGUGAGUGCAGCAACAAGGAAUGUCCGUUUUUACACAUCGACCCAGAAUCGAAGAUAAAAGAUUGCCCUUGGUAUGAUCGAGGUUUCUGUAAACAUGGUCCUUUGUGCAGACAUCGGCAUACACGCAGAGUUAUAUGUGUCAACUAUUUGGUGGGAUUUUGUCCAGAAGGCCCUGGCUGUAAAUUUAUGCACCCACGGUUUGAACUACCUAUGGGAGCGACUGAACAACCUCCUCUACCUCAGCAAACACAGCACCAGCAAAAGCAAAAUAAUAUCCAGGCGUCACAGAGAUCGUCCUCUCUUAUACAGUUAACAAGUCAGAACUCACCAGGUCAACGAUCUCCACAGACAAUAGGAGUCAUGCAAACACAGAGCAACAAUACCGGAAACCGGGGACCUAGGCCACUUGAUCAGGUCACCUGCUAUAAGUGUGGCGAGAAAGGACAUUAUGCCAACAGAUGUACAAAAGGCCAUUUGGCAUUUUUAAGUGGCCAGUGA
This is a messenger RNA of Staurois parvus, 501 nucleotides long. The record is from the annotation of a GenBank genome assembly. Lineage: Eukaryota; Metazoa; Chordata; Amphibia; Anura; Ranidae.